This is a messenger RNA of Engraulis encrasicolus (European anchovy), 630 nucleotides long. It is a transcript of the gene crip1, whose product is annotated as cysteine-rich protein 1. The coding region runs from base 113 to 346 and encodes 77 amino acids. Gene Ontology annotation, molecular function: zinc ion binding. Lineage: Eukaryota; Metazoa; Chordata; Actinopteri; Clupeiformes; Engraulidae. The record is from RefSeq and is a predicted model, not a curated record. Gene Ontology annotation, biological process: intrinsic apoptotic signaling pathway in response to DNA damage; regulation of gene expression. The transcript has 5 exons.
UCCUCAUCAGGCGCACAGUGGACAGUGCUCGUGCCAGGUGGACCAUCAGAACAGCUCCCAGUACCAAAGUCACCGGGGAUUUUCUUUUUGAGGAUCCCAGAACACCGCCAACAUGCCUAAGUGCCCAAAGUGUACCAAGGAAGUGUAUUUUGCUGAGAGGGUGACAUCGCUAGGAAAGGACUGGCACAGACCCUGCCUCAAGUGUGAGAAGUGCAACAAGACUCUGUCUGCAGGCUCUCACGCUGAGCAUGAUGGGAAACCCUAUUGCAAUAACCCCUGUUACUCCGCACUGUUUGGACCUAAAGGAUUCGGGCGUGGUGGAGCUGAAAGCCACACAUUUAAAUAGACCUUGACUCAGUUUUUGCCCCACCCUGAAGAACAGACAUCCAACUCCAGAACGACCGAAUAAACAAUGAUUAACAAAAGCAAUGUUACACAAAGUAAACCAUCCCCGUUUUGAAAAUACUAGUAUAUAUUAUUGUUAACACUUGGAUGUUGUUGUGUUGGUUGCCAUGUGGUUUCUACACAGCUGAUGUUCUGAUGGGUUUUUGUUAAUGAUAUUUCGCAUUCCUUUUUGACUUUUUUUGUUUUUUCUUUGUUUUUAAAUAAACAUCUGGUUUGUAAUUUGGA